Molecule: messenger RNA, 778 nt
Organism: Camellia sinensis
Lineage: Eukaryota; Viridiplantae; Streptophyta; Magnoliopsida; Ericales; Theaceae
Source: RefSeq, a predicted model, not a curated record
ACUUGGCAAAUGACCCGACAAAUCUCAACCGUUGAUCUUCCCGAACAUUAGGCCUACACUCCGCAUAUAAAAUGCGGUUCGGUCUCAGCCCGGUCUAUAGUCGAGGGUUUCGAGAAACUCAAAACUAGGGUUCUUCGCUUCGCUAUUGUUUCUCAGCCUGUGAGAAGAAACACUGAGGUACGAUCAUGGCGGGAGGGAAUUUCUUGCACAGAGUCAUAUCUUAUGUGGUUAACGAGGUCGUUGUUAAUGGUCUUGCAAAUAGCCCUGCAUUCCAGAGAUUCGCAGUGAGGACAUCGAAGAGAAUUGAAGAUCUUUCUAUUAAGGCUGCCCAGACGAAACGAGAACUUACUGAGCAAGUGAAGGAUUUGUCGAGGAAUUUUGAGGAUUUUAAAAAACAGUGAUAUAUACUUGGCUGGCAACCACAGAUCAACAUCGUGAUGUGUACGAAUUUUUACUACCUGUGCUAUCAACCUGCUCUUCUGAUGAUGAUGUGUUGGUAUAUUGUAAUUAUGGGAGAGAUGCAGACACAAUCCCGUGUGUAAAUGUUUUCUUGAGGCUGCCUUGAUACUUAUAAGUUAUAUUCUGCUUCCUCUUACAAAAGGACUCAAUUUGUACCACCUGUGGUUAAUGAGUUAUAGUUCAUAUGUGCAAAAUUAGCAAAAUUUGAUUUGAACCCCCUUGUGGAAGAUACCUAUUUUAGGUAAAAGCGUCCCCCUGAUUACAUUCCCUAUUUAAGAGUGAAUACUGAUAGAUUGAUGGUGCCUACAAUUAUUUGAAA